CAAGCGAGAUGUGCUGUGAUACGGUCUUGUGCCGAGCCGAUAUUGAGGAUGCAUAUAGUCUCUGUUCGCCGCAAGACAUGACAAAUUGUUCCACGCUCGGUGACGAGACAUUGCACCUUCCAUCAUGAUUCCGGCCAUCAACAUGAUUGCCGCAAUGGCAUCGCUCGCAUCUGCGGCAUCUCUGCAGCUGGCGGGUAAUGGGUACAUCAACUACACUACAGUGACAGGAUACUUUCUACAAGACGAACCCAGCACGAAUGCCUCGACCUUCAAUUACACUCUGAACAACUUUGGCCUGAUAAAUCGCACCUAUGAUUCGACUGAGGGUCUUACUGCGAAUUUCACGCAGUGGCAGAAGUUCGAGCGAGAGGUCGACGCCUUGAAUGCCGCAGCGGACGCGAACACAGUGUACAAGGUGAUUUUCAUGGGCCGCCAUGGCGAGGGUUUCCAUAAUUUGGCAGAGGGCACGUUUGGUACGCCAGCGUGGAACUGCUACUGGGCACAACUCACAGGUAAUGGCAGUCUGUACUGGGAGGAUGCUCAGCUUACCGAAGCUGGUAUCUUGCAGGCUCAGAUCGCGAACAACUACUGGAAGGACAGAAUUGCAGUCGAGAAGAUUCCACUUCCUCGAAGCUACUACACGUCACCAAUGAAGAGAUGUCUAGCGACUGCGAACACAACCUUCGGAUCCGGCCUGGACCUCCCUGUAUACUAUCCCUUCGAGCCUGUUGUGAAGGAGCUGCUUCGCGAAGGCAUUUCUAUACAUACUUGCGACCACAGAGGCAACGCGACUUAUAUCACUGAGACAUAUCCGAACUUCGAGCUAGAGGAAGGCUUCAACGAGUACGACGAGCUCUGGAACGGCGUCACCGCGGAAUCAGACAGCGCUCACGAGAAGCGUAUGCUCACGCUGCUGGAUGAUGUCUUCACCAAUGAUGAUCACACCUGGAUCUCUUUCACAUCCCACAGUGGCACUAUUACGACGAUCCUCGAUGUCAUUGGUCAUCAGCGCUUCCGACUUGCGACCGGUGGUGUGAUUCCCGUGCUUGUGAAGGCUCAAUUCUUACCAGCAUCGGAAGCACCCAGCACUACUGUUGGCGGGUUUACCACAAGUACAUGGUGCCAUUAUGGCCCACCUGCGACAAGCAUCGCAUCUCUCGAACAAGGCUGCGUGUGCCAAAACACGACUGCAGCAUUGCCGUCGCUGAACACGCAGGCUCCAUUCUUACCAAAUCAGACGGCGCCUAUCAACGAGUAUACCACUACGACCACUGUUGGAGCCUCCUAUGGCAAGACAUCUACUGCGAAACCGGCAGGAUACUAAACAAAACAGGCGUUUAUAAGAUGACUACUGCUUGGAGGACCAACUCGAAGAGAGCCUAACUCAAGAUAUCUGAGCGAUUCUCUGCUUUGCGACGACCCAAUUCUUCAAGCCGAGCCAUGUUACGCGUUGCAUUGAGCGUGGUCAUGUAAUGCUGAACGCGCGCCUAUCUGUUAGGCUUCAAGCUGGCCUUGUCUGUGCAUGGGGAAGAAUCAAGAACAAAGCAUGAAGUAGAGCAUCAGCAAGCAAGCGAAAUCACUC
Messenger RNA from Cercospora beticola, 1582 nucleotides. Its product is annotated as phosphoglycerate mutase family protein. Gene Ontology annotation, cellular component: cytoplasm. NCBI's taxonomy places the organism in Eukaryota, Fungi, Ascomycota, Dothideomycetes, Mycosphaerellales, Mycosphaerellaceae. Gene Ontology annotation, molecular function: phosphatase activity. The record is from RefSeq and is a predicted model, not a curated record.